UUUACAAAUGAUCGUCAAGCUUUACGUUAUUGUAGACUGCGGUCAUCCUGCAAGGCGUAACUUGCAGUUCAAGUCGCUGGGCAUUUCACAAGCACACAUACUUACAACAGCCAUUUCCAGUCUUUUGCCCUUGACGCUUUAGAUUCAAUACCAUACAACAUGAGUAGAACAUGCAGUCCUCGUCAGCUGCUGUUCUGUUUCAUCGGCAUAUUCUGCCUUUUCAUGAUUUUCAUGACAGGAGCCCUUCUUCGCUAUCGUCUCCAAGUUCUCGACUCGCGUUCUUUUUCAGAGGCACGGAGACCUCUCCAAGACAACUUGCCUAGACCGCAAGGAUCAGUGAUUCCAAUGGCACCAGAGAUUCUCCGCGAACCGACGAUUGACCGCCCACGGCUAACAGCACCCGGUUCAAACUACGGGCUCUCUCCCACGGAGUGCCGUGCCAGAUUUGCAGGUCUCUUCGACGAGAUAGAUCGCUCCGUUGCGCUGCGAAAGGAUCUGGGAAACGUCAGCUCGGCGGAUAUCGAUUUGUCUUGGAUCCCUUAUGGAGCAAUGCGGGUUAUGAUAUACAACCACAAGCUCUACAUCAUCGAGGCAAAACUCGACGGAAAAGGCCACUACCCCCGCCUUCUCGCCAUUCUCCACCAACUCAACCGCGCCAUCACAUCCUCACCCUCCCGUCUCCCCUCGAUAGAAUUCUCCUUCGUCGUAAACGACAUAGCCGAUGAAUCUCACAAUCACCGCACAAUCUGGGCUUUCUCGCGACAUGUCUCUCUCGACGACGAAAUGUGGCUUAUGCCAGACUUUGGGUACUGGUCGUGGCCGCUUGAGCUGGUGGGCGAGUACGAGCAGAUACGCACUGAGAUGCGGGGCAGCGAGGUAGAGUGGGAGAAGAAAGUUCCCAAGGUGCUUUGGCGAGGGGCUGUUAAGACGAAUAAGGAAGUAAGGGGUGCGCUGAUGGGGGUUACAAGAGGGAAACCAUGGGCGGAUGUGGAGGAAGUUAUUUGGAAGGGCAGAACGGCUGUGAGUGAUGGGAGUGCUGCGUUGCCAAUUGCGGAGCACUGCAAGUAUCAGUUUCUUGUUCAUACUGAAGGACGCAGCUACUCUGGUCGAGGAAAAUAUCUUCUUAACUGCGCGUCCGUUGUGAUAACACAUAAAGCCGAGUGGAUUGAGCCUCAUUCGCACCUUUUCAUUCCCUCAGGACCGCACCAGAACGUCGUAGAGGUUGAACACGACUUCUCUGACCUCGAGGCAAAAGUACAGGACCUCUUGCAGAAUCCAGAGCGCGCAAAAGCUAUUGUAAAUAAUAGUAUAGCAACAUUUCGUGAUAGACAUAUCACACCAGCAGCGGAGGCAUGCUAUUGGAGACAGCUCUUUCUGUCGUGGGCUGAUGUGAGCUUCCGUCCAGAGCCAUGGGAAGUUGAUGAAAAUGGGAGGAAAAGGAUAAGGGGAGUUCCCUUUGAGACGUUUGUGAUUGAAGCACUCGACCGAUGUUCUUGGGGGAAGUGGCUCACGCUUCAGUGUUAAGUGUUGGCUUAGUAUUUGUUUUGGGAGCUGGUAACUAGCAACGGGGUAAGGUUAUUAUUUGGGAGUGCACAGAGCAACA
Messenger RNA from Dothidotthia symphoricarpi CBS 119687, 1603 nucleotides. RefSeq lists its product as uncharacterized. The record is from RefSeq and is a predicted model, not a curated record. The transcript has 4 exons. Bases 160 to 1524 code for a protein of 454 amino acids. NCBI's taxonomy places the organism in Eukaryota, Fungi, Ascomycota, Dothideomycetes, Pleosporales, Dothidotthiaceae.